AUGGUGCUUGUGCUUGACCCUGUGCUUGUUCUGGUCUUGGUCGGUGGUUUUUGUGCUGAUGCUUAUAUUGGUGUUGGUGCCGCUGCUCGUUGUGGUGCUGGUGCUGCUGCUGGAGAUGCUGCUGUUACUGGCGCUUGUGCCUGUCCUGGUGCCUACGCUGAUGCUGGUGCUUCUGGUGGUGCUGGUGCUGGUGGUGGUACUGGUGCUUGUGCCAGACCCGAUGCUUAUGCUGGUGCUGUUGAUUGUGCUGGUGUCUGGGUCGGUGCCUAUGCUAGUGCUGGUGUUUGUGCAGGACCAUGUGCUUGUGCUGGUGCUGGAACUGAUGCUGGUUCUUGUGCUGGUUCCGUUACUAGUGCUGGAGCUGAUGCUGUUGGUUGUUCUGGUGCUGAUGCUAGUGCUGGUUUUGGUGCUAAUGCUGUUCCUUUGCCCGGUGAUGGGGCUUGUGCUGGUGACUGUACUGGUGCUGGAGCUGGUGCUGGUGCUGGUGCUGGAGCUGGUGCUGGAGCUGGUGCUGGAGCUGAUGUUGGUGCUUGUGCUGGACCCGGUGCUUGUGCUGGUUCUGGUGCUAGUGCUACUACUGGUCCUAGUGCUGUUGCCUGUACUGGUGCUGGUGCUGGCGCUUAG
Molecule: messenger RNA, 624 nt
Organism: Rhopilema esculentum
Lineage: Eukaryota; Metazoa; Cnidaria; Scyphozoa; Rhizostomeae; Rhizostomatidae
Source: RefSeq, a predicted model, not a curated record